UUCUUGAGUUCUUAUCUGCAUGUUUUUAAAUUGGAUUCAUCAGGUUCAUAUCUAAAUUUCUCCGAGUCUUUGACAUAUAUACGCAUAUAUAUUGGCAGGCAAGGAGUGUUCUUAUAUUCAUCAAAAUGGAGAAGCUUUCUCUUGCUAGGUGGCUGACAAUGGUUGUUUGGUUCAUCUUCUUCUUCUCCGUUACUGCUGCUUCUUCUGGCAGGGAGAUUUUGCCAAACGAGUACUGCUCGUCACCUGGGGUUCGGCUAUAUUGGAAGAAUCAUCACAGACACAGAAUGGUGAUUGAUAAUGGCCUUGUCCAAGUUACCUUGUCGAAUCCAAAAGGUGAUAUAACCGAAAUACAGUAUAAUGAAAUCGGUAACGUGCUUGAAAUUCACAAUGGUGAAAGUAAUCGAGGGUAUUGGGAUGUUGUCUGGAACAAGCCUGGAACUCGUGUAGCAUAUGAUAGGUUAAAAGGAACAAACUUUAGAGUUAUAAUGGAAGAUGAAAACCAAGUGGAAGUUUCAUUCACUAGAACCUGGAAUGCUUCCAUUGGUAACUACACAGCCCCUCUAAAUGUAGACAAGAGGUAUAUAUUGAGACGCGGGAGUUCAGGGAUCUACAUGUAUACUAUAUUAGAACGCUUAGAAGGAUGGCCUGAUUUUGACAUGGACCAAAUUAGGAUUGUUUGCAAACUUCGAAGUGACAAGUUUCAGUUGAUGGCAGUAUCAGAUGAUAAGCAUAGGAUCAUGCCAGCACCUAAAGACUGCCGCAGGGGACAGCGUCUUGCCUACCCAGAAGCUGUUCUCUUAACCGACCCAGCUAACCCCAAACUCAAAGGAGAGGUGGAUGAUAAGUACCAAUAUUCAUGCGAGAAUAAAGAUAACAGGGUUCAUGGGUGGAUAUCACAGGACCCACCAGUGGGAUUUUGGAUGAUCACACCCAGUGAUGAGUUCCGAGCAGGUGGGCCUAUCAAGCAAGAUCUCACCUCACAUGUAGGCCCUACCGUUCUCAAUAUGUUUACGAGUACCCAUUACACUGGUAAGGACUUGAAUACGCAAUACAGAAAUGGGAAGCCAUGGAAAAAAGUAUUUGGCCCUGUGUAUGCCUUCCUGAACUCCAUUUCAACAGAUGAGGAUCCCAUGUUACUUUGGGAAGACGCUAAAGAACAGAUGUUGAUAGAAGUCGAAAGUUGGCCAUAUGAUUUUCCUCAGUCGGAGGAUUUUCCUUCUUCACGUCAACGAGGUUCCGUUUCUGGUCAAUUAUUAAUACAUGACCGGUACAAUAAUAAAAGGUUGAUGUGGGCUGGCUCCGCCCAUGUGGGUUUGGCUGCACCAGGAGACGUGGGCUCAUGGCAAAGAGAUUCUCAGGGCUAUCAAUUCUGGACUCGAGCUAACAAGGAGGGAUAUUUCUUAAUUGAAAAUGUUCGCGCUGAAUAUAAUUUAUAUGCUUGGGUUCCUGGAAUCAUUGGGGAUUGGAAAUUUGAUGUUAAUAUCAGUGUCCAAUCAGGAUAUGAAAUGGAAUUAGGUGUCCUUGUGUAUGAGCCACCAAGAAAUGGUCCAACCCUUUGGGAAAUAGGCAUCCCUGACAGAACUGCUGCUGAGUUCUUUGUGCCAGACACAUAUCCAACACUAGAAAAUAAAUUAUACGCAAAUCACCCAACAGACAAGUUUAGGCAGUAUGGACUAUGGGAAAGAUACACUGAUAUGUAUCCUACCCAAGAUCUCAUCUACACUAUUGGUAUUAGCAAUUAUAGUCAAGAUUGGUUCUUCGCCCAGGUUCCUAGGAAGACAGGAAACAACACAUUUCAAGCAACUACAUGGCAGAUUAAAUAUGACCUGGAAAAUGUGAAUCGAACCGGAAGCUACGCGCUCCAAGUGGCCUUGGCAUCAGCUUCUGCAGCAGAACUACAGGUUCGGUUCAAUGAUCCAAGUAAGCGUCGACCUCACUUUUCAACAAGGCUAAUAGGCAGGGACAAUGCCAUUGCAAGGCAUGGAAUUCAUGGUUUAUACUGGUUAUACAGCAUCAAUGUGCCAAGCUAUCUACUUAGGGAAAGAAACAACACUAUUUAUCUAACACAAUCAAGAAGUCAAGGCCCUUUCUGUGGAAUCAUGUAUGAUUACAUUCGCUUUGAAGGCCCUUCACAAAGUAAUACUUAAUUAGUUUCAGAAUGAUUCCUUUUUGCACCUCACACAUACAAAUACUUGUUACUUUACUACUCUUUGAGUAUAAUUAAGGAAGCCAGAUGGGAGGGUAUAAUUUUAGAAGCAGACUAUUCUUACCCAUUAUUUUCCCUUUGAUGCUUACAAGUGUAUACCAAAACAAUGUGCAUAACAGGUGUAUAAGUUUUACAGUUGAAUCAUAUAAAUUUUUUUUUUAAUCUA
Molecule: messenger RNA, 2372 nt
Organism: Hevea brasiliensis (rubber tree)
Lineage: Eukaryota; Viridiplantae; Streptophyta; Magnoliopsida; Malpighiales; Euphorbiaceae
Product: probable rhamnogalacturonate lyase B
Biological process (GO): carbohydrate metabolic process
Molecular function (GO): carbohydrate binding; catalytic activity
Source: RefSeq, a predicted model, not a curated record